This is a messenger RNA of Syzygium oleosum, 1853 nucleotides long. RefSeq lists its product as uncharacterized. Gene Ontology annotation, molecular function: 2-(3-amino-3-carboxypropyl)histidine synthase activity. The coding region runs from base 38 to 1420 and encodes 460 amino acids. The transcript is spliced from 2 exons. Gene Ontology annotation, biological process: protein histidyl modification to diphthamide. NCBI's taxonomy places the organism in Eukaryota, Viridiplantae, Streptophyta, Magnoliopsida, Myrtales, Myrtaceae. The record is from RefSeq and is a predicted model, not a curated record.
AGAAUUCGAUCUCCGCUCCGAGACUGAACCGACAGAGAUGGCCACGGCCGCGGGCGGAGGCGGCGCCAUCGGCGGCGACGGAGCGGCGGCGGUGAGGCCGGCCAGGCCGCCGCCGAAGCGGUUCACGAAGUCCCAGAUCCCGGACUCCAUCCUCAACAACGCCGCCCUCAACGCCGCCAUCGCCCUCCUCCCGGCGAACUACAGCUUCGAGGUCCACAAGUGCGUCGCCCGCAUCCUCGCCGCCGGCGCCAAGCGCGUGGCCCUCCAGCUCCCCGAGGGCCUCCUCAUGUACUCCCUUCUCCUCUCCGACGUCUUCGCCGCCUUCGCCGCCGUCGAGCACUGCUUCGUCCUCGGCGACGUCACCUACGGCGCCUGCUGCGUCGACGACCUCUCCGCCCUCGCCCUCGGCGCCGACCUCCUCAUCCACUACGGCCACAGCUGCCUCGUCCCCGUCGACACCACCACCAUACCUUGCCUCUACGUGUUCGUCGAGAUUCGGAUCGAUGUGGGCCAUCUCGUGGAAACCCUGAAGCUGAAUUUGGGCGGGGAGUGCUCGGACGUCGUGCUCGCCGGCACGAUUCAGUUCGCCGGCGCGAUUCGCGCGGCGAAGCCCGAGCUUGAGAGCUGCGGGUUUAGGGUUUUGGUGCCGCAGGCGAAGCCGCUGUCGGCGGGUGAGGUUCUUGGGUGCACCGCGCCGAGAGUCCGUUCUCACUCGAACGAGGGGACGCAACUUGCGGUGUUUGUAGCGGAUGGGAGGUUUCACUUGGAGGCUUUUAUGAUUGCGAAUCCGGAGAUUAAGACCUUCCGAUACGAUCCCUACAUGGGGAAGUUGUUUCUUGAGGAGUAUGAUCAAAAGGGGAUGAGGGAAUCGAGGCGGAACGCGAUAUUGAAGGCGAGGGAGCGCGCUAGGAGUUGGGGAGUCGUGUUGGGGACGCUAGGGAGGCAAGGUAAUCCGAGGAUUCUAGAGAGGUUGGAGAAGAAGAUGAGGGAAAAGGGCUUUGAUUACAUGGUGGUUUUGAUGUCUGAGAUCACUCCUGGGAGGAUCGCCCUGUUCGAGGAUUCUGUGGAUGCUUGGAUUCAGAUUGCCUGUCCGAGGCUUUCCAUCGACUGGGGCGAUGCAUUUCAUAAGCCGGUAUUGACACCCUUCGAGGCGGAGAUUGCUCUUGGGUUCGUUUCUGGUUGGUGGGAGAGAAAUUUGAAGACGAGUUCAGGUUGCGUAGCUGAUUCCGGUUGUGGCAAGGGCGACUCAGGAUGCGAAUGCGGGAGUAGUGGAGCUUCGAAGUGUGACGAUAUUGGAGAUUACCCGAUGGAUUAUUAUGCCCAGGACGGUGGGGAGUGGAAUUCUUCUUAUGUGAAGAAGCCGUCCCGGCCUGCGCGGAGGAUUCUUGUGCCUUCUGCAGGCAGCAGUAGCAUAGCUUAGCAUUGGGUAUGGUUUUCCUUCCAAAUGGCUUGUCUGCAGCUUUAGGUUCUCUGAAACUGAUCAUGCCUUCACCAUUCUUGAGUCAUCUGCAGGGUGCCUUAUCCCAAAUUACGAAUGCUGCUUCGUCAGGCAGCUCCGGGGAGCUAGUAUUUUGGUUGAUUGAACAUGUACUAUCUUCAAAUAAGACAUCUAGCGGAAUGUCGAACCGACUAUUUGACAUUCUUCUACCGGGUAGAAGCAAUGAUACAGUUCCUGGUCAUGAAUGCAGUGAGUAGCUAACAGGCAGUUUGAAUGCAGCUGUUCGUUUGUUAAAUUUACUUGUAUGUAAAGUUUGAAGAGUGUAGUGGUUGCGAAGAUGGCAAAACCAUUUUUCUUCGAGGCCUGAGUCUUGUAACCAUAGUUUUUUUUAUAGAAUUGCCUUCCAAUGCCUCCA